Messenger RNA from Puntigrus tetrazona (Sumatra barb), 1424 nucleotides. RefSeq names its product protein Njmu-R1-like. Gene Ontology annotation, cellular component: trans-Golgi network. NCBI's taxonomy places the organism in Eukaryota, Metazoa, Chordata, Actinopteri, Cypriniformes, Cyprinidae. The record is from RefSeq and is a predicted model, not a curated record. The coding region runs from base 207 to 1424 and encodes 405 amino acids. The transcript is spliced from 10 exons.
CCAGACGGCGCAUGCGCAGCAGCGUCGCUGUCACUACUAUGACUUUAGUUAAAUGUCACGUAGCAUUUAAAUCGAUUUUUAAACAAAAUACUUACACGCCUUUAAUUCAGUAACGUCUUUGGCACUUACAUUUGUUAGUUAAAGUAACAGCACGCCGUCCGUAGCAGAUAUCAGAGUCGCUCGUCUUCUUUUAGCUCAGCAGAGACAUGUUUACAUCCCAGACCUCUUCCUUUCAGGAGUCCAUAGACGUGGAUGAAAGGGACGCAGACUUCGACAACGAAGAAAUCGCCGGAUACAGCCAGAAAAUACAACAGAUUAACAGCUAUUAUGCCAUAUACUACUACCAGAACACAAGAUCUGAGGCUUCGGGAGACAGUGUGGCCUGGAGCCAGAGAAGAUCAGACUCUACCACAAGCCAGGAAGACUUUAGUCUCACGCUGCUGGACGCCAGCUUGCCACCCGAGGCCGAGCCAGAGCUACGCAGCUACAUCUCCCGCAGGCUGAGCAAGGGCGCUUUGCUAGGGGGUAUGGGUAACAUUGCCACCGUGGAGCUAAGCAUCCCUGAGCAAGCGGUGGGCUGUUACUGCUGUCUGCUGGAGCAGGAGAAAUCUCCAGAACAGCCUGAGGCCGAUGGCAACGGCUGGGUGGUGUGUCUUCUCGGAGGAUCAGAGAAGGGCCUGAAUCUGUUUAGAAUUGAGCUGGACAAGUACGUCCAGGGUCUGCAGGGCUGUUUGACUCCAGAGAUGCAAAAUUUGGAGACCGAAGUCAGGCCCUACCUGAUCCGCUGGUAUGAGGAGUCAGUUCUGCACAUUCACAGAGUGGUUCAGCUGCUGCAGGCCAACGUCGGGUACCUUCUGCAUGCUGCUUUGAGUCACAAACUUGUCGAGGUCACAGGGGCAGAUGAGAAGACAAAAGCAGAUGUAGCAAGAUUUAUCAAAGCAGCAAGCCUGCAGGGUAUAGUUCAGGAAGACACCACUACAGCCUCUCUCUGUAAGGCCCUUUCAGAGGACACUCACACCAGUCUGAUCAUCGACUGCUCCUCCAGCCCGCCUACACUCUCCAAUGAAGUCAGCAACCGGUUCUGCGACGACUGGAUCCAGGCCUUCCUCAAUGCUGCUGAGCGCUUUAACCCUUUCCUUCUCCGACAAAUCCUGGAGAACUUUAAACUUAAGGCCAUCCAGGACAUGAACAACCUGAAGCGCUUCAUCCGUCAGGCAGAAAUGAGCCACUACGCUCUGUUCCGCUGCUGUCUGUUCCUGCAGAGCUGUGGAAACGGAGACGUGCUGCUGCAGAACGCACGGGCCGAGCACAGCAGCCUUCCUGAGGCCUGUGGCAUCAUAAACGUGCUGGAGGAGUUCCUCGGGAGCACACUCAGGCACGCUGUACUGACACCAGAGCUACUGCACAUACACUCACCUGUCUGA